CGGACAAAAUUUCUGCGACUACCUUUUAUCCGUCGGAGCGAUUACCUUUUAUCCCUCCGCUCCGAUGAUUGCAAUCGCGACACCGAAAUCUUGUUAAGAGAAAUUUUAUCCCUCCGAACGCUGGAAUUUGUUAAGAGAAAACGCUGGAAUCUUGUUAAGAGAAAACACCCUACACUUGUCCAAACUCCAAACAGAGCUCAAAACUACUCUAUAAAUUGCUCUGCGUUCCUCCAUUUGUAUCUUGUUCUUAUCAAUCUAUUUCUCUCUUCCUAUACACAAUCUCACUCUUCCAACUUUCUCGAUUAUUUCCCCAAAAUCUUCAAUUUGAUUUGAUAAAGAUUUUGGGUUGAAUUAAUUAAGAAUUAGAAAUUCUUUAAUAUUUUUGUUGAAGAUGAAGGAUAACAAGGGAAAUCCAUUACGUCUCUCUUCUUUGAAUCAUAUCUCGCUUGUUUGCAAAUCAGUUGAAGAAUCUGCUGAUUUUUAUCAGAACGUUCUUGGCUUUGUGCCAGUUAGAAGGCCCGGUUCAUUCGAUUUUGAUGGCGCAUGGCUGUUUGGUCACGGGAUUGGGAUACAUCUACUGCGAUCAGACGAUCCAGAAAAAAUGCCCAAGAAAACUGUGAUUAAUCCCAAAGAUAAUCAUAUUUCUUUUCAGUGCGAGAACAUGGCGAUGGUGGAGAAAAAGCUGGUGGAAAUGGGGAUUGAUCUGGUGCGGCAGAGAGUAGAGGAAGGCGGGGUGUACGUGGACCAGCUGUUCUUCCACGAUCCGGAUGGGUUCAUGAUCGAGAUAUGCAAUUGCGACAACAUCCCCAUGGUACCACUGGCUGGGGAAGUUGUACGCUCGUGCUCGAGGAUCAACUUGGAGCCGCAGCAGAUCCAUCUCCCCGUGGUACAACCGUAGGAAGCUGGGGGUUGUUUGGACUUGUACGUCAUAACAAAUCCGAUUUGGCCAACCUUUUUUUUUCUUUUUUUUUUGUCUGCUUGUUAUCUUCUUCACUUUGUUCUCGUCGUAAUAAGAUGCUUUAACCGUUUGGGAAUUCCAUUUUAA
Salvia hispanica is the source of this 1045-nucleotide messenger RNA. Its product is annotated as glyoxylase I 4-like. The record is from RefSeq and is a predicted model, not a curated record. Lineage: Eukaryota; Viridiplantae; Streptophyta; Magnoliopsida; Lamiales; Lamiaceae.